Messenger RNA from Acyrthosiphon pisum (pea aphid), 5919 nucleotides. Its product is annotated as dynein heavy chain 5, axonemal-like. Gene Ontology annotation, biological process: microtubule-based movement. The record is from RefSeq and is a predicted model, not a curated record. Gene Ontology annotation, molecular function: minus-end-directed microtubule motor activity; dynein light intermediate chain binding; dynein intermediate chain binding. Gene Ontology annotation, cellular component: axonemal dynein complex. The coding region runs from base 91 to 5874 and encodes 1927 amino acids. The transcript has 15 exons. Lineage: Eukaryota; Metazoa; Arthropoda; Insecta; Hemiptera; Aphididae.
ACGAAUGAGAUAACGCGCCAGCUGCUGGAGAAUAAAGGGUUCUAUUCGCUGACCAAGCCCGGUGACUAUAUCAACGUCGUAGGUGUAAACAUGUUGGCCGCCAUGAUCCAUCCAGGUGGCGGCCGAAAUGAUGUGCCACCCCGACUUAAGCGGCAGUUCUGUAUAUUCAACUGCACGCUACCAUCGGACACUUCCAUGGACAAAAUAUUUGGGGCGCUGGGCUGCGGGUACUUCUGUGUGGAGCGGUUCAAUGAGCAGAUCGUACGGUUCUUGCCUGGCCUGGUGGUGCUCACCCGGAUCUUGUGGCAGAAAACCAAACAAAAGCUGUUACCCACCCCGGCCAACUUCCAUUAUGUGUUCAACCUGCGCGACCUGUCCCGCAUCUGGGAAGGCAUGCUGCAGGUGUGCUCUGCUGAAUGCCAGGACGUACGGAUGCUAUUGCGACUGUGGUGUCACGAGCUGCAGCGCGUCAUCUAUGACAAGCUGACCAGCAUUCAGGACAAGGACUGGUUCCUGGAGACAGUCAUGUCCUCGGCUGAGAAGUUCCUUGGCCAUGAGAACUACAAAAUGAUGCCGGCUGACAUGAAAACGAUAGUUUUUGUCGACUUUAUGCGGGACAUGAUCGAACCAACAGGCGACGAGCCUGAUGACUUCGAACCCGAGACCCCGAACAUUUACGAGAACAUCGAAGAUUUUGAAGUACUGAAAGAUAGAAUGUUGAUGUUUAUGGGUCAAAUGAAAGACGCGACUCGUGGUUCUGUAGUGGAUUUAGUCUUUUUUAGAGACUGUAUGGUCCAUUUGAUUAUAAUAGCACGCAUACUAAGAAUACCUCGUGGAAACGGUCUACUCGUGGGUGUUGGAGGUUCAGGCCGGAGAUCGGUGACCACUUUGGCAUCGUUUAUCGCUAAAUACAAACAGCAUUCAAUAUUUCUAACAAGGUCAUAUAACAUCAAUAAUUUCUUGGACGACAUCAGAAUACUUUAUAGAUUCGCCGGAAUUCAAGAUAUGAAAACUACAUUCGUGUUCACAGAUAACGACAUUAAAGAAGAGUCUUUUCUCGAGUAUAUUAACAAUAUAUUAAGUUCUGGAGAAGUAGCUAACUUGUUCCCCAAAGAUGAACUUGAAGAAAUGUUGAAUAGCAUAACUCCGUUAUUUAAAAAGAAAUCACCCAAAGGCAAUCCGUCUAUGGACAACUUGUACCAAUUUUUCAUUAAGCAAGCUAUGAACAAUUUACAUUUAGUUUUAUGUUUUUCACCGAUAGGUGACAGUUUUCGUUUGCGUUCAUUAAAGUUUCCCGGUAUUAUAUCUGGGUGCAUUAUCGAUUGGUAUACCGCGUGGCCCUCGGAUGCACUCCUAGCGGUAUCUCAUCAUUUUCUAAACAAUUUUCCAGUGAUCGGUACAAUAGAUGAAAAGGCAUCAUUGAUACAAUUACUUGGUGUCAUACACGAUAACGUUGCAAACGACUGUAUAAAUUAUUUCCAAAGAUUUCGUCGAAAAAUAUUUGUAACGCCAAAGUCAUUCCUUUCAUUUGUGGACGACUAUAAGAGUUUGUACUCAAAAAAUAUAUAUGAAAUUGAGCAGAUGAAAAAGCAAAGAAUAUUAGGAUUAGAGAAACUUGCCGACGCUUCAAUACAAGUAGAAGUGUUAAAAGAAGAAUUGAUAGAGAAAGAAAAGGAAAUUAUUAUCGCAACGGAAGCCAGUACAGAGGUAACUACUAAAGUGAACGUAGUGGUUAAAGCUGCAGAAAUAAGUAAAGCCGAAGUCGCCGUUGUGAAAGACCGAGCCGAAUUGUUAUUAAAAAGCAUUUCAAAAGAGAAAAAGAUUGCCGAAGUGAAACUUGCUAAAGCUAAACCCGCUUUAGAUGCUGCUGAAGCAGCUUUAUUGACACUAACAGCAACUGAUAUAGCAACCGUAAGAAAAUUGGGUAAACCACCUUACUUAAUUACAUUGAUUAUGGAUUGCGUACUAAUAUUUUUUCAACGAAAAUUACCGAAAGUCAUCAAAGAUACUACCAAGUUGUUUUUAGAACCCAAUUGGAAGGAAUCUUUAAAAUUAAUGUCCGACACCAGAUUUCUAUUCAACCUUCAAAAUUUCCCUAAAAAUCAGAUCAAUGGAGAAACAAUUGAUCUAUUACAACCUUAUUUCAAUUAUCAAGACUAUACAUUCGAAAAAGCAAAAUUGGCAUGUGGAAACGUAGCCGGACUUCUCAGUUGGACAUUGGCCAUGUCAGAUUUCUAUAAUGUAAACAAAGAAGUGCUUCCAUUGAUAGCUAACUUAGCUAAGCAAGAGGGUAAACAUAUUCAAGCUAAAGAACAAUUAAAAGCCGCGGAGACCAUAGCUUUUGAAAAAAACAAGGAGUUGUUAGAAGCAAAACGAAAGUUAAAUAUAGCUUUAAGUUCACAGCAAGUAAUUCAGACUGAAGCGAAUAGAUGUAAAAAUAAAAUGAUGUCGGCAACAGCACUUAUUGAGGGCUUAGAAGGAGAAAGAAAGAGAUGGAAACAGCAGUUAGCUGGUUUUAAUUUGGAAAUCAAAUAUUCAUUAGGAGAUAUCGUAAUACUGACGGCAUUUUUAAAUUAUUCAGGGCCAUUCAACCAAGAAUAUAGAGCGAGCAUUAUGCAAUCGUGGUAUGAUCAAUUAAACGAGAGGAACAUUCCAAAUACCCCUAAUCUAAAUGUGACUGAAAAAUUGGCGGACCCUCCAACUAUUAGCGAAUGGAAUCUCCAAGGACUGCCAAAUGAUGAUCUAUCGAUUCAAAACGGUAUUAUUGUAACAAAAUCUUCAAAAUACCCAAUUAUGAUUGAUCCACAGAGUCAAGGAAUAGCUUGGAUUAAAAAUAAAGAAGCGGUAAAUAACAUGAUUGUUACUUCUUUUGAUGAUAAAUAUUUCAGAAAUUAUCUUGAAGAUAGUAUAUCGUUGGGAAAACCAUUACUGAUCCACGAUAUACUGCAAGAUGUCGAUCCAGUAAUAAAUAACGUUUUAGAAAAAAACUAUUACGCAAAAGGUAAAAUCGUGAAUGUAUUAUUAGGAGAUAAAGAAAUUGAUGUCAGCGACGAUUUUCGACUAUAUAUCACUACAAAACUUGGAAAUCCAUCGUUUCCUCCAGAGCUUUACGCCAGAUGCAUAAUAAUCGAUUUUACUGUAACUAUUAAAGGAUUGGAAGAUCAAUUAUUAAGUAGAGUCAUCGAAAUCGAGAAAAAAGAAUUAGAACAAGAGCGUAUUGAAUUAAUUUCCGAAGUGACUUCUCAAAAACGAAAAAUGCAAAAAUUAGAAUACGACCUUCUAAUAAAAUUAACUACCGUAAAAGGGUCAUUGGUAGACGAUGAAUCGGUUUUAUAUACGUUGAAUAAGACCAAAGAUACGGCUACCGAUGUCAGUGAAAAAAUAGAGGUGGCGAACGUGACACAAGCUUCAAUAAGCGUGAUGCGUGAACAGUAUCGUCCGAUUGCCACUAGAGGUUCAGUUCUGUACUUUUUAAUCGUAGAAAUGGGAAUGGUAAAUCCCAUGUAUCAGAACUCAUUACAACAGUUCUUAGAACAGUUUGAUAUGUCGUUAUCAAACUCCGAUAAAGCUGUUAUGCUCGAACGUAGAAUAAGCAACAUUAUUGAAUAUUUGACUUACGCCAUAUACAAAUACAAGUGCCGUGGACUGUAUGAGGUGCACAAAAUACUUUUUACGAUACUCAUGACGCUCAAAAUAGAUCUGGACAGAGAGAAAAUCACUAGAAGUCAGUUUGAAUAUUUCAUCAAGGGUGGUGCUUCAGUUGAUAUGAGUUCUAUAAAGCCUAAACCUUUCGAUUGGGUGACUGAUAUUUGUUGGAUGAACUUGGGCUUACUGCAAACUAUUUCGCCGUUCCAAUCAAUAUUGACCGCGGUUGAAACGAACGGAAGUUCGUGGAAAAGAUGGUACGAGAAGAGUAAUCCGGAAAAAGAAAAAAUGCCAGAUGGAUUUGACAAGCUCGACGUGUUUGAAAGGUUAUUGAUGGUGAGGGCGUGGUGUCCAGACAGGACGUUGGUCCAAGCAUUUGCCUACGUUGAAGAAUCGCUAGGGCCUCAGUUCGUGGAAACAGUAAUGUUUGACAUCGAAGAGAUGUACCUCGAAUCCAGAAGUACUACGCCGAUGAUUUGUUUCCUAAACAUGGGUUCUGAUCCAAGUAAUCUCAUUGAGAACACUGCAAAAAAAUUAGAAAUACCGUUCAAUUCUGUGUCGAUGGGACAAGGUCAAGAAGUACACGCCGAAAGGUUAAUGAAAGAAUGUACAAUCAACGGAGGAUGGGUACUACUUCAAAAUUGUCAUUUGUGUUUGAAUUUUAUGCAAGAAACGUUUACAUAUAUAAACACAAGUGUGGCGAAUUCCAGUCAAGAAAACUUUAGAAUAUGGAUAACCACAGAAGUUCAUCCACAAUUCUCGAUAUCACUUUUACAAAUAUCUAUACAUUUUACGUAUGAGCCCCCAGAAGGAUUAAGAGCCGGGUUAAUGAGAACUUUUAUCAAUAUGGGUGAUGACACAUUGAUCUACUCCAGCAUACCGCAAUACAAACCAAUAUUGUAUGUGAUUUCCUUCCUCCAUUCGGUCGUCCAAGAGCGAAGAAAGUUUGGGCCCGUCGGUUGGAAUAUACCAUAUGAAUUCAAUACUUCAGAUUGGUACUCGUCGACUUUAUACUUACAAAAAAUGGUCGAUGAGAUGGAACCCACCUCCGAAGUUAACUGGGUGGCCUUAAGGUAUAUGUUGGCCGAAGUGCAUUAUGGUGGCCGGGUAACCGAUGACUAUGACCGACGGCUAUUAAAUAAUUUUACCGAACUUUGGUUUACCGACGAACUGUUUAGUGAACAUUUUUGUUUCUACGAAGGUUACAACGUAUUGGUUUUUAAUAAACUAGCUGAGUAUCUAUCGGCGAUAGACGAAAUGCCAUUGAAAGAUCCGCCACAAGCGUGUGGACUUCAUCCAAACACCGAUAUUACAUACCAAACUAACAUAGUUCAAGAGAUGUUCGACACUAUAUUAAUGAUUCAGCCAAAAGGUUCUGGUGGCGGUAGUGAAGUGACACGUGAAGAAAAAGUGUACGUUACGAGUUCGGAUUUGUUGGAAAAGCUGCCGCUCGCUUUCAACAUGUUUACAAUCAAAGAAAGGUUAACGUUGAUGGGUCCGACGCAGCCUAUGAACAUAUUCUUAGGACAAGAAAUCGAUCGCAUCCAAAAAGUUAUAGAAAUAGUGAAAUCUACUUUGGAAGACCUUUUAUUAGCUAUUGACGGAAUAAUCAUUAUGAACGAAGUUUUGUCUGAUACAUUGGAUUAUUUGUACGACGGCCGCAUCCCAGCACACUGGCUGAGGGCCUCUUGGACGUCGUCUGCUAUAGGUUUUUGGUUUAACGAAUUGCUGAACCGGCACAGCCAAAUCACGGCAUGGGUGUUCAGGGAAAAGCCAGCUCAGUUUUGGAUGACCGGUUUCUUCAACCCGCAGGGGUUCUUGACGGCUAUGAAACAGGAAAUAUCCAGGGCUCACAAAGGUUGGACGCUUGACAACAUUGUGCUCGAGAACGAAGUUACGGUGUACCAUAAACAAGACAUCAAAAAAUCACCACUGGAAGGGGUCUAUGUGUACGGAUUGUUCUUGGACGGGGCGAGUUGGAACAGGAGGGAAAAAGAACUGCAGGAAUCGCUCCACAAGAUCAUGUUCACGGAAAUGCCGGUCAUUCACAUAUUUGCGAUAAACACGGUCGGAAAUAAACUGAUGCCAGGCUACGAAUGUCCCGUUUACAAAAAGCCAAUAAGAACUGGACUGACUUACGUGUGCGAACUGCGGCUCAAAUCACCAAAGGGAACGUUAGAGGCCCAUUGGGUAUCCAGAGGCGUUGCUCUUCUGUGUGACAUCAAAUAAAUCAAUUCAAAAUAACAUUUUAAUAAAUAAAGAAAAUCAGACGUU